GGCUGCGAGGAUGAAAGGCAACUUUUCUUGAAAAGACGAUGCACGAUGCAAAAUUUGCAUCUCACGCAGCAAACCGAACAUCCCACUUUCUGUCGCAAUGACACAAAUACUGCCGAUUUGGGCGAAUGGGCGGGAGGGAAUACCAAAACGUUUUCCUGAUUAUGGACAUUGCACCUGAUUUCUACGCCUAUGGUCAUUAGUGGGUACUAUUGCAGGGGCCUUCUAAUGACACUAUGCAGGUCAGAGACGUCAGACCGCCUGAGGGCUAACGAGGCAGCUACGCCACUGAACUGAACGCAGCAUCUCUUGCUUAUCAGCAGGUGCAGCCGCCGCCGUCAAGGCCCUUUUAUCACAUUCGACUGAGAUUGCACAAACCGCUUGUAAUCAAUAAGGUCUUCUGCUAUAAGUCGUGAUAUCACAAUUUGAAGGUACGGGCCGCCAAGGGAUUGAUGGGCUAGAGGGGCUAGAGCUAGAGACCCUCGCGCCUGCGUUCCCGCUUCCCGCGGCGGAAGGAGAGGGGGUGGGGGCGACAGAUUGGAACAGCUGUCCAGUCCGUCCCCGAUGCCGUUACCAUGCCAACCCCAACCGCUUCAGCUGUGUUGUCAUACAGCAAAACAGAGAAAAACCAGACGACGAGACACCGAGACACGAGAUAAAUUUUCUUUCCAGAACCGCUUCAUGCAGCAUGGCCCGCAGCCAGGACUUAGCUCAGGCAAUGAGAACAGCUUUGGAGGAGAAUGGAGAUCUUAUCGAGUUGCAAGCACAGAUAGAAGAGGAAAUGCUGGAAGCUCUCACUCGCCUUCAGUCUGGGUCAAAUGAACAUAACUCACAAUAUUCUUUUUCAACAAAAAGAUGCAAACCAGCUAUGCCACCGGAGAUAAUUCUUGCCAACAAUUUGAUACGCCAGUAUUUAGAAGAAGUUGGCUUGAAGAGAACAUCUUCUGUGUUGUGCACAGAGAGUGGAUUACCCCAGAGUGCAGUGCCAGACACCGUUCUAAGAACAGCAUUUCCUUCACUUCAUUCCUCAGGAGCCAAGCCUCUACUAUGCAGUAUGAUACAGGACAUUUUGUUUAAAAGUGACGCAAAGCCAAUUUAGAUAAAAAAUAAAAUAAAGGAACAGUGAGUGGUCA
This is a messenger RNA of Frankliniella occidentalis (western flower thrips), 1130 nucleotides long. Its product is annotated as centrosomal protein 20-like. Lineage: Eukaryota; Metazoa; Arthropoda; Insecta; Thysanoptera; Thripidae. The record is from RefSeq and is a predicted model, not a curated record. The transcript is spliced from 5 exons. The coding region runs from base 686 to 1096 and encodes 136 amino acids. Gene Ontology annotation, molecular function: protein binding.